Onthophagus taurus is the source of this 3381-nucleotide messenger RNA. The record is from RefSeq and is a predicted model, not a curated record. Lineage: Eukaryota; Metazoa; Arthropoda; Insecta; Coleoptera; Scarabaeidae.
GUCAAAUAACGCAUGCGUUGACAUAUUGAUUACAAUACAAACAAAUAAUCCCAAUACAAAUUGAUUUUGGGAAAAAUCAUCAUCAAAUUAUUUAAAAAAUUCUUAAAAAGGUGGUUUUAUAAUUGAAUUUUAUCAAAUUAAAUUAAAAUUAUUGAAAAGAAAAAUCCUUCGAAUUGUAUCGAGCAUGCGCAAGAGUAGCCCGGUUAUCGGUGGCCAUGUUUCGUUUCUGUCACGGUCAGUGUAGGUGAGGUGAACGCAAACGAAUCUUUGACUAACAAUUUCAAAAGCAGUCGUUAAACAUUAAAUUCCGGCCUGAAAAUGGCAGGAAAUACGGGGAUGGAACAGCUAAUCCCUAUAGUGAACAAAUUACAAGAUGCGUUCACCCAAAUUGGGGUGAACAUGACGAUGGAUUUGCCUCAAAUAGCCGUUGUGGGCGGACAAAGCGCCGGGAAGAGUUCCGUUUUGGAAAACUUCGUUGGCAGGGAUUUUUUACCCCGAGGUUCCGGAAUCGUCACAAGACGACCACUUAUCUUGCAGUUAAUUAAUGCCAAUACAGAAUAUGCCGAAUUCUUACAUUGCAAAGGUAAAAAAUUCGUUGAUUUUGAUGAGGUUCGUCGUGAAAUUGAAGGGGAAACCGACAGGAUAACCGGAAGUAAUAAAGGGAUCUCAAAUAUUCCCAUUAAUUUAAGAGUGUAUUCCUCCAAUGUUUUAAAUUUAACAUUAAUCGAUCUUCCUGGAUUAACAAAAGUACCGAUCGGUGAUCAACCAGCGGACAUCGAACAGCAAAUUAAAAGCAUGAUUAUGCAGUUUAUUAAGCGCGAUUCCUGUUUGAUUUUGGCUGUUACCCCAGCAAACACUGAUUUAGCCAAUUCAGACGCGUUAAAACUUGCCAAAGAAGUGGACCCUCAAGGAAUAAGAACGAUUGGAGUUAUAACUAAGCUGGAUUUGAUGGAUGAAGGCACAGAUGCUCGAGAUGUUCUAGAAAAUAAAUUUUUACCCCUACGAAGGGGUUAUAUUGGUGUUAUAAAUCGUUCGCAAAAAGAUAUUGACGGUCGAAAAGAUAUCUCAGCUGCUUUAGCCGCUGAAAGAAAAUUUUUCUUAAGCCACCCAUCAUAUCGCCAUUUAGCUGACCGUCUUGGAACCCCAUAUCUCCAACGCAUUCUGAACCAACAAUUAACAAAUCACAUCCGAGACACAUUACCUGGUCUCCGAGAUAAACUCCAAAAGCAGCUUUUAACAUUAGAAAAAGACGUUGAAGAAUUCCGACAUUUUCGCCCAGAUGAUCCAUCAAUUAAAACAAAAGCCAUGCUCCAGAUGAUUCAACAGCUCCAAGGCGAUUUCGAACGAACCAUCGAAGGUAGCGGUUCAGCUCAGAUCAACACUAUGGAAUUAUCUGGAGGUGCAAAAAUUAACCGUUUAUUUCAUGAACGGUUUCCUUUUGAAAUUGUAAAGAUGGAAAUCGACGAAAAGGAAUUGAGAAGAGAAAUUGCGUUUGCAAUUAGGAAUAUACAUGGUAUUCGAGUGGGGUUGUUUACACCAGAUAUGGCUUUUGAGGCGAUUGUGAAAAAACAAAUAGCUAGAUUGAAGGAACCUUCGUUGAAAUGUGUUGAUUUGGUUGUUCAAGAGUUGUCUAAUGUUGUUAGGAUUUGUACUGAUAAAAUGGCUCGUUAUCCCCGUCUUCGCGAAGAAACAGAAAGGAUCAUUGCUACACACAUCCGACAACGUGAGCAAUACUGUAAAGAACAGCUGGUUUUGUUAGUUGACUGUGAAUUGGCCUACAUGAACACAAACCACGAGGAUUUUAUCGGUUUUGCAAACGCUCAAAAUCAAUCUGAAGCUUCCGUUAAAACCGGAUCGAGAGGACCGCUUGGAAAUCAAGUAAUUCGUAAAGGAUACAUGUGCAUACAUAAUUUGGGAAUAAUGAAGGGCGGUUCACGUGAUUAUUGGUUCGUUUUGACUUCCGAAAGCAUCUCUUGGUAUAAAGAUGAGGAAGAACGUGAUAAGAAAUAUAUGUUGCCGUUGGAUGGGUUGAAAUUACGUGAUAUUGAACAAGGAUUUAUGUCCAGGAGGCAUAUGUUUGCUUUAUUUAAUCCUGAAGGUCGUAAUGUUUAUAAGGAUUAUAAACAAUUAGAAUUGAGUUGUGAAACUUUGGACGAGGUUGAUUCAUGGAAAGCUUCAUUUUUGAGAGCUGGAGUUUAUCCGGAGAAACAAACAGACACGUUAAAUGGAGAGGAGGGAGAAUCGUACCAGAAUGAAUCUGGAAUGAGCAGCUCGAUUGAUCCUCAACUGGAACGUCAAGUUGAAACGAUUCGGAAUUUGGUCGAUAGUUACAUGAGGAUCGUGACGAAAACCACUCGAGAUCUCGUCCCCAAAACGAUUAUGAUGAUAAUCGUUAAUACAGUGAAGAAUUUUAUUAAGGGUGAACUUUUGGCUCAUUUAUAUGCGAGUGGUGAUCAGAAUACGAUGAUGGAAGAGUCACCGGAGGAGGCCCAAAAGCGCGAAGAAAUGCUUCGAAUGUAUCAUGCUUGUAAAGAAGCGCUAAGAAUUAUUGGUGAUGUCUCGAUGGCUACAGUUUCAACGCCGGUUCCACCUCCAGUUAAGAACGAUUGGUUGCAAAGUGGGCUCGAUAACCCAAGAUUAUCACCUCCGAGCCCUGGAGGACCUAGAAAAGCUGCUCCUUCUAUGGGACAAGUUGGAACUACCGGUUCUUUAGGUUCAUCGAGAGUUCCACCACUUCCCCCAACUUCCGGAAGACCAGCUCCCGCCAUCCCUAACAGGCCAGGGGGUGGUGCCCCACCAAUGCCUCCAGGAAGACCCCAAGGACAAGCUUUACCCGCUCCACUUAUUCCAACCCGUUUCGGCGGACAACAACAGGGUCAACAGCAAGCUGGUGGUGGGAUUCAACUUCCGCAAUCCGUACAAUUAGCUGUGGGCCGAGCGGUCACCAAUGCAGCCGUCAACGAACUCUCCACCGCCUUCAAAUUCCACAAUCGCCCCGUGCCUAAUAUUCCCCCCAGAAUUCCGGACAGGCCUUUUCCUGGACGACCAAACUAGAGACCUAGUCAAUUUUGCAUCAAAAAAUUACAUUCAGGGGCACCACAAAAGAAUUAUUCAACUUUUUUACUAAUAAGAACAAAAUUUGUAUUUUAUUUGUGAUUUUUUUUGUUAAUUCCUAACUUAUUUGGUGUCCAAAAGCGGUACAAAACUAGUCUUUAAAUAUGAGGAACGAGUAUUAUUAGUUAAAUUAGUCUCAUUAAUAAUUUGUUUAAUAUAUUUUUUUUUGUUCAAUUUAAUCCAAAUUUUUUCUUUUCAAUUUGUAUUUAUGUACAUAAAACACUUAUAUAAUAUUAUUUUUCUUUAAUUAAUAAAUUAAGUUUUUUU